AUGAGGAUUUUCCGUGAGCAUGCUGUUACCAAAGAAGCCAAACUCCAAGUGGCCAUGGCAGAAAUUCCUCAAUUGUGGAGGAACUUAUCUUUGGAUAAGUAUCGGGCAAGAGGUGGAGAUUCGGAUGGAAGCUCCGGGGAGACUUUGUACGAGAUCAGGAAGAAUAUCAUUAAAGAACGUGAGGGCAGGCUGAGAGCAGAAUUGAAAAGUUUGAAGAAACAUCGCGAUUUGAUAAGAAGCAAAAGAAAGAAACGACAGUUCCCAACCAUUGCUGUUGUUGGAUACACUAAUGCUGGAAAGACGUCCCUUAUUAAAGCGCUCACACUAGAGCAACAGAUGCAACCAAAAAAUGAACUAUUUGCUACCCUUGAUGUAACAUGUCAUCUUGGUGUUCUACCUUCCAACAUCAAAGUUCUCUACAUUGACACGAUAGGUUUCAUUUCAGACAUACCAACCAUGCUAAUUGAGCCUUUCAUUGUUACGUUGGAAGAUGCACUAGAAGCUGACUUGAUUGUGCAUGUAAUCGAUGUGAGUAAUCCAGAUUAUGUGGCCCAAGCAGCCCAUGUUGAUGACACCUUGAAACAACUGAAUGUAGAUCAAAGUCUAGUGAAAAAUAUAAUCGUAGUAGCCAACAAAGUUGACUUACUAACAAAAAAACAGCUGCAAACUCUAGAAGGUAAUGGGAUGUUGCAAAUAUCGUGCGCAAAUAACAGUGGGUUAUCUCAGUUACGGGAUGAAGUGCAACGAAUUCUAUUGAAUGUAACAGAUCGAGUGAAGAUUAGAAUACGUGUAGCGAAUGGCGGACCUGAGUUCUCGUGGCUCUAUAAGGAGUCAUCAGUCGUCGAUGUUGUUAUGGAUGAAAACAACGGCCAAUUCAUCUUUAUGGACGUUAUAGUCACCAAAACAAAUUUGGAGAGGUUCAAGUUCGAAUUCAUUAUGAAAAAGAAACGUGAGCGAUUAAAAAGCUACAAAGACUAA
Nilaparvata lugens (brown planthopper) is the source of this 978-nucleotide messenger RNA. RefSeq names its product putative GTP-binding protein 6. The transcript has a single exon. Gene Ontology annotation, molecular function: GTP binding; ribosome binding. NCBI's taxonomy places the organism in Eukaryota, Metazoa, Arthropoda, Insecta, Hemiptera, Delphacidae. Gene Ontology annotation, cellular component: cytoplasm. Bases 1 to 978 code for a protein of 325 amino acids. The record is from RefSeq and is a predicted model, not a curated record.